CUCCCUCCCUUCAUCAGGCCAUUCAUCAGGCCAUGGAUAAAACCGGCUGACUGACGGCUUGUGCAUUGCUCGAGUUGUAUUUCCUUCCCAGAUUCAGGCCAUCCUUCACGAGCUCGUUGCUCGUUAAGGACAUGGAAUAGCGAGAUCGGUUGCAUGCUUCGCUGAGUUCCUUAUGCCCUCUUAAUCCUCCAAAUCUAGCAAGCGCACGGCACGGCCAUCUAGCUGCUGCUCUGCAGCAUCUUAGCCGUCACGCUUCUCCGCGCCAUCAGUCGCUAGAAUGGGAUCAGCUCCUUCCACGCUCUCCUCCAAUGAAAACCCGCCAGCUGUCACGACCGCCUCCGCACCGUCGCAUGGGGUAACCGGUUCUGCGAGCGCGGAAUUAGGCGGUCAGCUGUUCGUGUCGCUCCGUCUUGUCGACUCGCUUCCGUCGUCCCCGUUAGAAUCCGCCGCGUUGGAUUCGCCACAGGAGUCGGGGCCGUCGCAGCUCGUUCCGCACGUGGUCGGCGCGCACCCGCUCGUGGGCGCGUGGGACCCGCUCGCCGCUGUGCCGAUGGAGCGGGACUCCCUGUGCGCAUGGCAGCUGAACGUGCUGCUGCCAGCUCAGCACGCCCCUUUGGAGUUCAAGGUGGUGCUCAAGACGGUGGGCGGCAUGAUCAUGCUCGACGACCCCUGCCUCCUGGAACAGGGGCCUCCGCGCCAAAUCAUCGCCGGACACCUGGCAGGCCCUGACUCGUCCCGCCCCGCGCGGUUCCUCCUGGGGGAUUUCGGGAGGAAGGAGGAGGAGGGCGGCGGGGAGGGGGGGAGCAAGUUGGGGGGAAGCAUUGGGGGGAGCGCUGUGGGGGGGAGUGUGGGGGAGGGCACGGGGGAGGUGGAGUUUCCUGUGGAGAUGAGCGCCAAGGCGGUGUCGCCGUUUGUGCUGGCAGCGGCGUGGAAGCUGUACCAUGGGGCCAUCUCGUCCCAUGGCACGCUGGUGCGCGGCAUACCGGACGUGUGCGAGGAUGCCAUGCCCGUGCCCACGCCCGUGCACGUGUCACCUGACAUCCAUCCGCUGCUGUCGGACUCGCUAAAGGACUACGAGGUGCCACCGCCCCCCCACAAGGUCACUCUGUACGCUGCGGACGCCACCGAAGACCCGCGCUCCCUGCGCCAGUCAGCGGACACUGCUCUUUCCGCCUCGCGCUCCCUCUCCGCCGCCAGUCCGGGGGGUUUCAGCGCCGGUGGCGGGCCGGCCAGCGCGCCGCACAGCAUCGGGCACACGCCGCAGCAGUCGCCAUCGCUCAUGAUGCGAUCUGUGGUCUCCAUCAAGGAUCUAGUGCUGCUGGGCGAGGAGGAGCAGACGCGCAUGGACAAUGCUGCACUGGCAGCGCUUGCAGCAGGCGGACACCCGCAUGUAGGGGGCCCAGUGGGGGAGGACGUAUCUGCUGCGGCUGCUGCUGCUGCAGGGCUGGUGCAGGUGCCCAGCCCUGCUGACACCGCCAUGAAACGCGCUCAGGCGCGCAUGCUGCUGCAGCAGCAGCAGCAGCAGCAGCAGCAGCAGCAGGAGGAGGAGGAGGCAGAGGAGGAGGGAUUGAGGCUGGGAGUGGAGGGGGCAGGGCGGCAGGGGUCGGGGAGAAGACUGGGGCUGGAGGACCACGCAGCUGCUGGGCAGGGCGGAGGGCAGCAGGGCGUGGUGGCGGGCACGCCGCCCCCCCACGUGCUGGGCCCGGUGAAGUCCCUGAGUGCACGCAGCUCCGGCAGCAACGGCAGCUGCGGGGGGCUCGCCGACCUGGACCUAGACCAUCCGCGGCUGUCGUUUCCAGAGGACCUACCAGAGGCAGCGGGAGCAGUGGCGGCAGCGGCAGCAGCGGAGCGGCUGCUGGGACCCAAGGAGAGGCGGCGCCUGGCGAUCAUCAUGGUGGGCCUGCCAGCGCGCGGCAAGACGUUCACAGCAGCCAAGCUCACACGGUACCUCAGAUGGCUGGGCCAUGAGACCAAGCACUUCAACGUGGGCAAGUAUCGGCGACUGAAGCUGGGAGCCAGCCAGACGUCUGACUUCUUCAGAGCUGACAACUUCGAAGGCAUAGAGGCUCGCAACGAGGUGGCAGUGGAGGCGUUCACUGACAUGCUUGCGUGGAUGGACGAAGGGGGUCAGGUGGGCGUGUUUGACGCCACCAACAGCACCAGGGCGCGCCGCAACAUGCUGCUGCAACUGGCAGAGCACAAGUGCAAGGUGAUCUUCCUGGAGUGCAUCUGUGACGACGCGUCUGUGAUCGACCGCAAUGCACGUGAGAAGAUCAAGGCGUCCCCGGACUACACCAGCAUGGCCGACGCGGAGACAGCUCUCAACGAUUUCCGAUCGCGACUCGACAACUACCAACAGGUGUACGAGCCAGUGGAGGAGGGUUCGUACAUCAAGCUCAUCAACAUGGUCUCGGGCUCCUCGGGACAGCUGCAGGUGAACAACAUCAGUGGGUACCUCCCUGGACGCAUCGUCUUCUUCCUGCUGAACACGCACAUCACGCCCCGUCCGGUGCUUCUGACGCGGCAUGGGGAGAGUAUGGACAACGUGAGGGGCAGAAUCGGAGGCGACCCGCUCCUCAGUCCAGCGGGGGAGAUCUAUGCAGAGAAGCUGUCAGAGUUUGUGCACAAGCGGCUGCGCAACGAGAGGCUCGCAUCCGUGUGGACCAGCACUCUGCGUCGCACCAUCCGUACCGGGCGCCACAUCGCAGGCUUUCCCAAGGUGCAGUGGAGGGCGCUGGACGAGAUCGAUGCAGGGGUGUGCGAUGGCAUGACGUACCUUGAGAUCCGACAGAGCAUGCCAGACGAAUACCACUCGCGUAAGGCCGACAAGUUGCGCUACCGCUAUCCACGCGGGGAGUCGUACCUGGACGUCAUUCAGAGGUUGGAGCCAGUGAUAAUAGAGCUGGAGAGGCAGAGGCACCCGGUGGUCAUCAUUGCGCAUCAGGCGGUGCUUCGAGCACUGUAUGCGUAUUUCAUGGACAAGCCAUUGAGGGAGGUGCCGCACAUCGAGAUGCCACUACACACCAUCAUCGAGCUCACCACGGGCGUGGGUGGCAUCACUGAGAAGCGCUUCAAGCUCACUUCCGCAUCCACGGCUGCCGCCACAGCCGCUGCAGCUGCCGCUGCUGCCGCCGCUGUGACCUCUCCAGUGGCGUCACACAACAUCAUGUCCCCUACUUAGUUUCGCCUGGCCUGAACUGAGUUGCCCCCCCCCCCCCCAGCCACCGCCUCCCACCCCUGUUCUCGUGCCCUCGCCCCUCCCCGUUGCACGUGAAGCCGUGGCACAGAUAGAUGGGUGUUAAAGCAACCGAUAGAUUUACCACGUUUUGUGUGCAUGGGGGAAAUUGUGCAUGUGAGAUGCAUUUCCUAUGAAUGUUGAUACGCCAUCCUUUCUUGAUAGGACGGAUAAAAUAUGUUAAUGUAGGCGAGCAAUGGAAUGAUCAACAUGGCGGCACAACAAGAGC
Messenger RNA from Closterium sp. NIES-67, 3464 nucleotides. Lineage: Eukaryota; Viridiplantae; Streptophyta; Zygnematophyceae; Desmidiales; Closteriaceae. The record is from the annotation of a GenBank genome assembly.